GGGUGAAGAGGGGGUCGAUGGUGCUGUGGCGGCGUGACUCGAGUCUCUCAGUGCGCGACACAGCGCCGUCCCGGAGUGAGUGACUCGACCCGCAGCUGGCCCGGCUGACCGCUCGCCGACUGACAGUGCUGUCCCCAGGAGUCGCCCUGCAGCCCGAGACUCGUCGUCGAUCCACGAAGACACCAGGAAACGGCCGACCUUAGCAUAGCGCUGCAGCGAUGGGUACCAGCGAGAAGAACGGCAGGGCGGGCGGCGGCAACUCGCUGCGUCCGCCCAACGCCAGCUACAAGGCCGUGGCGCAGGGCGAGGCGCAGAAUCCCGAGGAGGAGAACUGCGGAUUCUUCUGUCUCCAACCAAGAUGGAUGCGUCCUCUGGCAAAUCGGCUCACCUACCUACUGGUGUACUGCUCGUGCGGCCUGAUCCAGGGCAUGUGGUACACCUACUUCGUCUCCAUCCUGACCACAGUCGAGAAGACGUUCAAGUUCCCCAGCAGCGUGACAGGUAUCGUUUUGGCCGGUAACGAUGUGGCACAGGUGUUUUUCGCCGUGCUCAUCUCGUACUACGGCGGCCGGGGCAACCGUCCGCGCUGGGUGGGCGCCGGCAUGCUGAUGAACGCUGUCGGCUGCCUGCUCUCGGCACUUCCACAGUUUGUGUGGGGACCGGACCCGGAUGACAUCGCUGCCGCCAUGGCCGGCUCGCUGUCGGGCAACCUCAGCAGCGCCGCGGCGCGGGACGUGGACGCGUCGCUGUGCCACCUGGACGAGUACGCCAAGGCGGCGCCCACCUCGGACCCCAGCCAGUGCGACACGGGGGACGUCUCGCUGGUGCCGGUCAUCCUGCUCUUCCUGUCGCAGUUCGUCUCGGGCAUCGGCGCCACGGCCUACUACACGCUCGGCCUGACCUACCUGGACGACAGCGUCGACAAGAAACAGUCGCCCGUCAUGUUCGCCAUCUCCGCCGGCCUGCGCGUCAUGGGACCCAUGCUCGGUUUCAUGCUGGGCUCGUUCUCGCUCAGCAAGUUCGUCAUCCCCAGCCUGAAGCCGACCAUCUCGCAGCGGGACCCGCGCUGGAUCGGAGCCUGGUGGCUCGGUUUCUUCGUGCUGGCCGGCCUGCUGCUGGCGGUGUCGAUGCUGAUGUGCCUGUUCCCGAAGCGGCUGCCGUCGUCGAAGGCGCCGGACAGUUCCUCUGACUCGGCCACCACCGAGGAGACGGAGGAGGUGAUGAUGGACAAGCUGAUGGGCAGCAUGAGCGAGCUGCAUACAGGCGCCCGGCCGGCCGAGCAGCUGGGCGGCCUCCGGGAGGCGCUCUUCAGGCUCUUCAAGAACCCGCUGCUGAUGGUCAUGCUGUUGAACGUGGUGUUCGCAGUCAUCGGCUUCAUCGGCUACUUCACCUUCAUGCCCAAGUACCAGCAGGCGGCCUUCAAACAGAGCGCGGCCAAAGCCAGUCUGUUCUCAGGUCUGUCUGGCGUGCUGGUCACCCUGGCCGGCUACAUCGGCUCCGGCAUCCUCAUCAAGCUGCUGCGACCGCGCGCCGUGUUCGUCACCGGCUACAGCGCGCUCGUCAGCGGCGUGCAGACGUGCUGCAUGUUCGCGCUGAUGGCCGUCCGAUGCCCGGAGGCGCCCAUGCACGGCACCCUCGGCGACGCUGGACAGUUCAUGCUGACCGCCGACUGUAACGCUGGCUGUGGCUGCAACGCCAACGCGAUGGCACCCGUCUGCUCGCAAGACGGCAUGGCCAACUUCUUCAGCCCGUGUCUGGCCGGCUGUCAGACCUUCAGCACCAUAAACGGCACCACUACAUAUGGCAACUGUAGCUGCAUCGUGGAGGUGGAGGGCAAGAGCGCGCCAGGCGCCGGCACCAUCUUCCAGCACGCGGCGAGCGCCGUCAGCGGCCUCUGCGACAUUCCGUGCGACUCGCAGUUCGUCACCUACAUGAUCAUCCUCGCAGUGAUGAAGUUUGUCGGCUCGACCAACCGUACUGGCGGCAUGCUGGUCUUCUUCAGGUCCGUUGCCGACGCCGACAAGUCCCUGGCCAUUGGCCUGGCCACGGCACUCAUGUCCGUGUUCGCCUUCAUCCCGGCGCCCAUCCUGUUCGGCGCCGUGGUCGACCAGACGUGUCUGGUCUGGGAGGAGAAGGCGUGUGGCGGCAAGGGCAACUGCCUCUACUACGACACCGACAAGCUGCGAGUCUACCUGCACACCGCAGUCAUUAUUCCAUUCGCCAUCAGUUUCCUUCUGGACAUGGUGGUGAUCUACCUCAGCCGAAACCUGAAGCUGUACGGAGAUGACGAGGACACUCCUGCCACUAAGAAGGGCCAGAAGAAGCAGAACAACGGCACCAUGGACAUGCCCAUGUAGCCCGGCGCAGGCUGUAAGGCCACAUGUCCGUAUACCGCACCAUCUGCGCGCCAGUGUGCGCGCGAGAAUGUUGGUGCCUGUUUGCACGUCUGUGACCUAGUGGGCGUUUCGGUCAUGUAUGUCACCCCAGCCUCCGUAUCAUUGAGGGCUGACCAGCGGAUUCCUUUGGCGUAUGUAAGCUUUGUAAUAGCUGGGACAGCUUCAGUAUUUUCGGAGAGCUGCCGAGACCCGCCGGUCGCUGAAGACUACCCGAGCCGCCCUUCUGACAAUACGAACUAGGUCAGCAAUGAGGUGGAAGCGAUGACUGUGCCAUACCAUAGCUCGCGCCGGCCAGCAACCCACUGCAGGUGCCCGACGCUUAGUUCACUACCUGUACAUGUGCAGUUAUCAUAGUUUAUCACCUGUGCAAAUGUUGACGGCGAGAAUGUUGUUGAAUGACGUACCCAGCAGGACGCAUAUAUGAACUGUUGUCGAUACUCGAGCAUGAAGAAGCACGCGAACAACUGAAGUAACCAAUACCAUGGCGCACCGUGUGGAGACUGUAUGGCGCGAUAUCGUGGUGUUGACGUCGCCGCCCGCCGGACGGGCGAUCGGUGGGUCACCCCGACUGGGUCAGGCCGGCCGUCUGAUCACAGUCAGUGAUCACAUACGCAGUACCUCGAGCGUACCUGUCCGUUACGCUGAACAGUUGCUCAAUAUCAGGACCAAUGAUUUGCGACGUGCACCGUAUGCACGUCCCCAGAAUGCAUCGAAUGAUUCGUGUUUUACCCGUGACAUGUGCUCAUGAUUAAACAGGGCCCAGGAGGUCAACAAAUGUAUUUAGAAACA
Molecule: messenger RNA, 3185 nt
Organism: Amphibalanus amphitrite
Lineage: Eukaryota; Metazoa; Arthropoda; Thecostraca; Balanomorpha; Balanidae
Product: solute carrier organic anion transporter family member 74D-like
Exons: 12
Coding region: 219-2357 (712 amino acids)
Biological process (GO): sodium-independent organic anion transport; transmembrane transport
Cellular component (GO): membrane
Molecular function (GO): protein binding
Source: RefSeq, a predicted model, not a curated record